This is a messenger RNA of Periophthalmus magnuspinnatus, 2170 nucleotides long. RefSeq names its product WD repeat-containing protein 70. Bases 53 to 1954 code for a protein of 633 amino acids. Gene Ontology annotation, cellular component: site of double-strand break; nucleus. The transcript has 18 exons. The record is from RefSeq and is a predicted model, not a curated record. Gene Ontology annotation, biological process: regulation of DNA double-strand break processing. NCBI's taxonomy places the organism in Eukaryota, Metazoa, Chordata, Actinopteri, Gobiiformes, Gobiidae. Gene Ontology annotation, molecular function: protein binding.
GAAGAAGAAGAAGAGUUUCCGGGGUUAAAGUUCCUUUUCAAGUUUCGAAAACAUGGAUGCUAAUGAAGGGCAGAGCAGUGAUGGGGACAUUGCUUCUGUCAUGGGCUUCUCAGGCUUUGGUAAAAAAGCACGAACCUUUGACCUGGAUGCCAUCUUCGAGCAGACUCGCCGCACAGCCAUAGAGAGGAGCCAGCGGGUUCUGGAGGAAAGAGAGAAGGACAGUCAAAUGAAAGAUCCUGGGGAAAGCUCACACUCAGUGACAAACACAUCGAAGAGCAAAGUGACAAGUUCAAGAAAACAGAGUGACAGCAGUAGUGACAGCAACAGUGAUUCUGAAAUUGGUCCUCCGCUCCCUCUUCAGCAUCAGCCUGAGGAAGAGGAUGAGGAGCUUGUGGGGCCUCCCCUUCCUCCAGGAUACACAGGCAGCACAGCACACAGCGAUGAAGAUGAGGAGGACGAAGAGGAAGAUCAAAAUGAAGAUGAUCCAGUCAAAAAGAUUCCAGACACUCAUGAGAUCACGUUACAACAUGGAACCAAAACAGUGUCGGCUCUCGGGUUGGACCCCUCUGGAGCUCGGCUCGUGUCGGGGGGAUAUGACUUUGAUGUGCGCUUCUGGGAUUUUGCCGGUAUGGAUCAGACACUCCAGGCCUUCAGGACUCUGCAGCCCUGUGAGUGCCAUCAGAUAAAGUCACUGCAGUACAGCAUCACAGGAGACGUGAUCCUGGUGAUUUCUGCUAAUGCUCAGGCCAAAGUGUUGGACCGGGACGGCUUCAAUGUCAUGGAGUGUAUAAAAGGAGACCAGUACAUAGUGGAUAUGGCCAACACAAAGGGCCACACAGCGAUGCUAAACUGCGGCUGCUGGCAUCCAAAAACGAAAGAGGAGUUUAUGACCUGCUCCAAUGACGGAACUGUCCGUACUUGGGACGUGACCAAAGAGAAGCAGCACAAAGCCGUGUUCAAACCUCGCUCUUUCCAGGGCAAGAAGGUCAUCCCCAUCUGCUGCACCUACAGUCGGGACGGGAGGCUCGUGGCAGCUGGAUGUCAGGACGGAAGCAUCCAGAUCUGGGACAGGAACAUGAGUGUUCACACAAAGUACCACUGCAGACAGGCCCACAUUCCCGGGUCGGACACCUCCUCCAUCAUGUUCUCGUACGAUGGCGUGACCCUCGCAUCACGCGGAGGAGACGACACGUUAAAAAUAUGGGAUAUGCGCAACUUUAAGAAACCGCUGAACGUGGCGAACGGACUAACGAACUACUUCUCAAUGACCGACUGCUGCUUCAGCCCUGACGACAAACUUCUCGUUACUGGAACGUCUGUGAAGAAAGACGAAGGAAACGGCAAGCUGGUUUUCUUUGACCGGACGACGUUUGAGAGGGUUUACCAGAUCGACGUCACGAACGCAAGUGUCGUCCGCUGCUUGUGGCAUCCUAAACUGAACCAGAUCAUGGUGGGGACGGGGAACGGGCUGGUGAAAGUUUACUAUGACCCGGUCAAGAGUUACAGAGGCGCUAAGCUGUGUUUAGCCAAGACCAAGCGCAAAGAGAAGCACACGGAGAUGCUGGCACAAGAUUACAUCAUCACACCACAUGCAUUACCCAUGUUCAGAGAGGCCCGGCAACGCAGCACCAAGAAACAACUGGAGAAGGACCGGCUGGAUCCCAAGAAGUCGCACAAGCCAGAGCCGCCCGUGUCUGGGCCAGGUCGCGGGGGCAGAGUGGCGGCUCACGGUGGAACUCUGUCGUCGUUCAUCGUGAAGAACAUCGCCUUGGACAAAACCGACGACAGUAACCCACGAGAGGCCAUUUUACGCCACGCGCAGGCGGCGGCGGAGGACCCGUACUGGGUGGCCCCGGCGUACACGCAGACGCAGCCUGAACCGGUGUUUGCAGAAGAAUCAGACGAGGAUGAAGACGCCGACAAGGAGCCGGAGUGGAAGAAACGCAAGAUCUGAGGUUUCCCAACACAAACUGUGGCUUUUAUGGCCGAUUAAACGACUUUGUGAACGGCUCCGUCUCCUUAAAACGCAGAAGCCUCGUGUUCAGAGCGUCACCCUGCCCUCGUUUUAAUGUGUUACGCUUCCGUGCUAAGGAGCUUUACACAUAUUUUUACUGCCCAAAUAGAUUUCCAUUUGUCGUUCGUCAAAAACAAUAAAAGUACUCGGGUUUUU